Elaeis guineensis (African oil palm) is the source of this 2037-nucleotide messenger RNA. Lineage: Eukaryota; Viridiplantae; Streptophyta; Magnoliopsida; Arecales; Arecaceae. The record is from RefSeq and is a predicted model, not a curated record.
UUAUUGGUGCCAGGCUUGGCAUUAUCAUCUUCCUCGCUCUCAAUUUCUUCCGUCUCCAUCAUCCCUUUGCUCAUCUGCUGGAUCCUUGAAAUCCAGCGGUGAAUCAUCCCAAACGGGGAUUGCCUAUUCUUCUCUACUAUCCCCGCUUCUCACUUUCUGCUUCGCGUUUCCCUGCGACCCAGCCCUCUGGACAUGGCACCACGAACUCCAAGACUGGUGGUGCCCAUCGACGUGAAGAAAAAGCCAUGGGAACAAAAGCUUCCCCUCCAUAAUCGCUGGCACCCACACAUACCCCCUGUUGCAGAUGUAAAGGAAGGGGAGCUCUUUCGAGUGGAGAUGAUGGAUUGGACGGGAGGAUGCGUGGGGGACAAUGACUCGGCUGCAGACAUAAAGUUUUUGGACCUCACCAUUACCCAUUACCUCAGUGGGCCCUUGAGAGUUUUAGAUACAAAAGGAGUUCCGGCAAAGGCUGGUGACCUUCUUGCUGUUGAAAUCUGCAACUUAGGUCCACUUCCAGGUGAUGAAUGGGGUUAUACAGCAACGUUUGAUAGAGAAAACGGUGGUGGCUUCUUAACCGACCACUUCCCUUCCGCAACAAAAGCAAUCUGGUAUUUUGAAGGAAUAUUCGCAUACUCCCCUCAUAUUCCAGGAAUAUUGCUCUGUUCAACAGGUGUUCGAUUUCCAGGUUUAACUCACCCUGGGAUAGUUGGAACUGCACCUUCACCCAAACUUUUGUCUAUUUGGAAUGAAAGGGAAAAGAAAUUAGCAGAAGGUGGCGCUGGAUCUCUGACAUUAUGCGAAGUCUUGCAUCAACGGCCACUUGCCAACCUACCAACUGUGAAGAAUUGCCUUCUUGGAUUGAUUGAAGAAGGGACACCAGAAUGGGAAAGGAUUGCAAAUGAGGCUGCAAGGACAAUCCCUGGAAGGGAAAAUGGAGGGAAUUGCGACAUCAAAAAUCUAAGUAGGGGUUCAAAGGUAUAUCUUCCAGUAUUUGUAGAUGGAGCAAAUCUUAGUACUGGUGACAUGCACUUUUCGCAAGGUGAUGGUGAAGUUUCAUUUUGUGGAGCAAUAGAGAUGAGCGGAUUCCUUGAGCUCAAGUGUGAGAUCAUAAGAGGCGGAAUGAGAGAGUAUCUAACACCCAUGGGCCCCAGCCCACUGCAUGUGAAUCCAAUCUUUGAGAUAGGACCUGUGGAGCCUAGGUUCUCAGAGUGGUUAGUCUUUGAGGGCAUCAGUGUGGAUGAGGCUGGGCGGCAGCACUACCUCGAUGCCACAGUUGCCUACAAGCGUGCAGUCCUCCAUGCCAUCGACUACCUCUCAAAAUUUGGAUACUCCAAAGAGCAGGUUUAUCUGCUACUGUCUUGCUGCCCCUGUGAAGGGAGGAUUUCAGGAAUUGUGGACUCGCCCAAUGCUGUUGCAACCCUUGCCAUCCCUACUGCCAUUUUUGAUCAGUAUGACUAUGAUGCAAUGGGAGCAAAGGACGUACGGCCAAAAUCUGGGAAAAUACCGGCAGGACCGCAAAUUGUGAAGAGAACACCAGACAUCCUAAAGUGCACAUAUGAUGGAAAUUUGCCCAUCACACCAAACCCAGCGGCAGGAUUACAGGAUUAAUAAAAGUCAUUCCUACCUGUUCCUUAGUUGCCGUUUUUCUGAAAGUAUUUGGGCAAUGGUCAUAACAUAUUCGAAUCUAAGAGGUUGGCCCUCCAAUCUGCAUGAAUUAUGGCCUUCCAAUCUUAAGAGGCAAGGGAUCAACUUAUUUGUUUCCUUUGGCACAUUUGGUUGGAACACAAUGGAAGAGUCUUCCUCAAGAAUCACCGUUCGAUCUACUCAGUCCUUGCACACAAUGGGAGCAUCUUUGUUCAGAAAAAGUAAUUGAAGAUCAUCGUUACCUCUGGAGAAGAGUUGCUGGAUUGGCCUCGCUGGUUGCUCUGUUGGAUAACACUUCGGCUUCUUAGAAGGGACAUUUUCUUUUCAUUCUCUUGUAUGGCACUUCUAUUUCUUGCCCUUGCCAUCUCUUGUACAGCUUUUCCUUAGCCUAAU